GACUGCACUGUGGCUGACAUGGAAGAUAAAGUUCAGACUGUAGCCAAGACUUUAAAUAGCAUUUGUGAUAAAGCCAUCCGAUCAACUACAGAUCCAUUGAUGAGCCAGUGUGCAUGUCUGGAGGAGGUUCAUUUAACCAACAUUAAACCUGGGGAAGGCCUGGGAAUGUACAUCAAAUCAACUUAUGAUGGAUUACAUGUAAUUACUGGAACUACAGAAAACUCCCCGGCUGAUCAAUCUCAGAAGAUUCAUGCUGGUGAUGAAGUGAUCCAGGUUAAUCAGCAAACUGUGGUUGGAUGGCAACUAAAAAAUCUGGUGGCAAAGUUGCGAGAGAAUCCUGCUGGAGUUAGGCUGCUGCUUAAGAAACGUCCUACUGGCUCUUUCCAUUUCACUCCCGCUCCACUAAAGAACCUGCGCUGGAAACCGCCCUUGGUGCAGACCAGUCCUCUGCCGACUUCAACCCAGUCACCAGAAAGCAUCAUGGAUACCUCACUGAAAAAAGAGAAGCCAGCCAUUUUGGAUCUGUACAUACCACCUCCACCAGCUGUUCCAUAUUCUCCUCGAGAUGAAAAGGGGAGUUUUGUAUAUGGAGGAGGCAACAAACCCAGUCAACCACUGCCUGGGUCCAAGGGCGCCGAGUCUCCCAAUUCUUUUCUGGAUCAGGAGAGUCGAAGGCGAAGGUUUACUAUUGCUGAUUCGGAUCAGUUGCCUGGGUAUUCCAUGGAAGCAAAUAUCCUACCAACCAAGAUGAGGGAAAAAACACAGUCCUAUGGAAAACCUCGUCCUUUGUCAAUGCCUGCUGAUGGGAGCUGGAUAGGAGCUGCAGAACCCUUCUCUAGGCCACGAGCAUCAGGGAGAAAAGGUGAAGAUGUCCUCUGCAGGUACUUCAGUAAUGAAAGGAUACCUCCAAUAAUUGAAGAAAACCCCUCCACACAACACCCCCUCUCAAGGCCAGUGUCUGACAAGCAGUUAGUGAGGGGAACGGAUUAUAUUCGAGGCAGCAGGUGUUUUAUGAAUACAGACCUUCACAACAGUGCAACAAUUCCUUUUCAAGAGGAAGGUGCUAAAAAAUCCUCUGUUACAUCGUCCACAAAAUCUUCCUCCACAGAGCCCUCGCUGCUGGUCAGUUGGAUCACAAGACUGAAACUGUUGACUCAUUGACUAUUGUUCACAGGACUCCUACCAAGUGCCUUUGCUCAUCAGUCAGACUUCUCCACUUUUCAGCUUAACUGAUGCAUAGUGACUAAUGAGGUGUUCUUUUCCUGGAGAAUCUUACAUUUUUGCCUUUUUGUUUGUGAUUUUUUGAUGGAUCAG
Molecule: messenger RNA, 1314 nt
Organism: Cariama cristata (Red-legged seriema)
Lineage: Eukaryota; Metazoa; Chordata; Aves; Cariamiformes; Cariamidae
Gene: CNKSR3
Product: CNKSR family member 3
Exons: 9
Biological process (GO): regulation of signal transduction
Cellular component (GO): cytoplasm; membrane
Molecular function (GO): protein binding
Source: RefSeq, a predicted model, not a curated record